GCGAUGCGCUCUGUUGGAGGGCAGUCUAGAGAUUCGGCGACAAGCGGCUUAUUUGAUAAGUUGCACGUUUUUUUUUUUUGUUUUCCUUCGGUUUGAGUGUAUUUUGCUUUACGUUGAAAAUGCCCGCAUUGGCUUUCAGAAAGGACCGCUCUCUGCUCUUGAGCCGUCCCGACCAGCACUUAGACCAGCCCGGCUCGGAGACACGGAGGUCCUGGGCUCUCCAGGACAUGGUGGUGACCCCGGACCGCAUCCCCCAGUUUAUAAUCCCAUCCCGCAAACUCUCUUCCUCCUCCGCGGGAUACGACCGCUCCAGGAGUCCGAGCCCGCGGCGCAACCGCCUGGCUUCGGUCCCGCUGCCGUUGAAAACACAGGCUGACCUCGGAGACCAACACGCCGCUGAUCACCGACUCUUGGAUCUUUCGGACCCGGUAACGCAGGCUGCCAUGUCGCUGCCCCAUCUGGCUAAAAUCACCACCCCGUACGGCUUCCUCGCCCUGGGCGAGAGCCCCUGCAUCUGGAGGAAGGAGUCGCUGUUUUUCGACCAGGAGAUCCGAAGGCAGGCGCUCUUUCUGGGGAAACGGGGCAGCUGCGCCACUCUGGAUGCACACACCCUCCACGCCUGCCUCCUCUCCGGCUCCACGGCAGCUCCUGGCGCCGGUUCCACCUUUCCCAGAAGCCGGUCGUCUACGCUGGCCGAACUCUGUAAUCUGUCCGAGCCGGGAACCACCGCCAGCAAGAAGACUGGUCGCUCUUUUUCUUGCGAUGCGACCGCUCUCGGCGCCCCCCGGUCCUGCCUCUGCAGCUCAGGCAGCGCUGUAGCGGAGAACCGGCCGCGCGUUACUGCUGCUUCCAGCGGCGACAAGAACACCAGCAAGCCGGUCGGGAAAGGCAAAUUACAGCAGCUGAUUAAUGAGCACCUGUCCGCUAUCCGGAGGCUCAAACCCGGUUCUCCGUUUCUGAAAAAGUCGCAGGAAAGACGGAGGGUGCCAAAAAUACUGUAACCGGCAGACACGUGUAAUGAUAAUAUAAUACCAGGGGACAAGAAAGCGUCAUCUUAUUAGAUUGUUACAACUGGACCAGACAGCUGGAGUCCUGCCUUCGUGCGCAAUGCGUGCUCUGUGUGUCAGAUCUCAUAGGAUUGAGACCGGAUCUCACGACCGGUUCUGUAUCAAGACAGAUGUGGGUCAUUUUAUUAUAAAAUUAGCACAAGCCUUAAUUGAUUCGGACCAGCCUCGUACUGCUGUAGCGUUAUGUGGCUUAAACUUGUAACUUUGAUUUGAUUUAAACUGUGGGGUGUUUGUAUAGAACUGUAUAACUGCUCAUGUUUGUAAGCUUCAGGGAUCCUUUUUUUGUCGACACUGCUCUGUACUGUAGUGAACUCGACAGGCGAUGCGCGCACCGGACCCUGCUGCUCCGUGGACUCGAGUGCGCGCAUCUGGAAAGUCUUGCUGGAUUUCUAAACAGAAUCGUCAUUCCUUAUUUGAUCCUUCAGCACUCCAGAUGUGACGCGUCGAACUUGAAUCGAAUGGUUGGGAUCCUAGAACGAUUAAGUGGAACACGGAUCUCGGCUCGGAUUUAUCAAGGAACGUUUCUGACAACAAUAAUCGAUUGUUCUUAUCAUUAAACAAAAUAUGUUGACAUGUUGAUAUAUGUAUAUAGUGCUUGAAAUAUGAAAAUAAAAG
Molecule: messenger RNA, 1682 nt
Organism: Polyodon spathula (Mississippi paddlefish)
Lineage: Eukaryota; Metazoa; Chordata; Actinopteri; Acipenseriformes; Polyodontidae
Product: C2 calcium-dependent domain-containing protein 4B-like
Exons: 1
Coding region: 120-1001 (293 amino acids)
Source: RefSeq, a predicted model, not a curated record